Molecule: messenger RNA, 2705 nt
Organism: Gadus chalcogrammus (walleye pollock)
Lineage: Eukaryota; Metazoa; Chordata; Actinopteri; Gadiformes; Gadidae
Gene: hyls1
Product: HYLS1 centriolar and ciliogenesis associated
Exons: 12
Coding region: 145-1308 (387 amino acids)
Biological process (GO): cilium assembly
Cellular component (GO): centriole; non-motile cilium
Source: RefSeq, a predicted model, not a curated record
GUCCAGAUCGUGGCGUCAUCAAGAAGAAGAAAGGAAAGCUGGGCGUCGUUUGAAAGCAUUUUAACGGUUGUUGUUGUCCUAGCUACCUAGCAUGGCGACCACGGACUUUUAACUAUUUUGAAACACUAGCGGUGUGUGUACAGGAUGGAUAGCCUGGACUUUUCUGAGGAUGAGAUUCAGGAACAGUUGGCGGUCCUCGGAUACAGAAAUAUUCCUCAACACAGAUUGAGGGAAUUUAAACGAGACCUGGACGAGCUGAUCCAACAGAAGAAGUUAAAGAUCCUUGAUUCCUCCAGGGAGCUCAACUUCAGCAACCGGUCUCACCUGGGUGCGAAUCACAUCACAACCAGCCCACCAGCGUACACUAAGGAGACUGGGCCUCAGUGCUUCCCCAGCUGGUCUGGCGAAGGAUCUAUCCUCAACGCUGGAACCGGGGACCACCACAGAGAGGUGCUCUCUUCCUGGCGUCUGAACCAAGAGCCGGACCCCCAGGACUCCUAUGCUUGCUACACGGUGGCCCCCAGGACCCUACGGCCCUCCGAGGCCCCCCACAGGCUCCACCUGCUGCCGGACCCUGGGACACAUGAAUCACCGGUGCCUUCAGACCCCGGCUCAGACCGCUUGUCUCAUCCCAGGAGCCAGGCAUCCAGCCCAGAGGGAGGGGGCCAGGGGAAACCCUUCAUCACCAGGAAGGUCCUGAGGAAGCACAAGGGACAAUUCUUUGUUUGCAACGAAUCAGUUCACAGCGAAGAUUCAGAUGUCAGCAGCCUAGAGGAGCGGCUCGGAGGUCUGCGGGUGGCUACCGCAUCGGCCCAUCGCCGUGGCGACGACGGCGACGAGGAGACGGAGAACGAGGACGUCACCGGCCAGAGCGAUGACGUCACGAGCCAGAGCGACGGGCGCAGCUCGUCCGGCCUCUCGCUCACCGCCUUCGAGUCGUUUGUCAGAGACAUGGUCCGAAUGCAGACAGAGAGGGCGCUGAAACCCAGACCCAAGUCUUUCAUCCGCCCGGUGCUGGGACACCCUCACACCAGGAACCUGAAGAAGAUGGACCCUUUGACCAGGUAUCUUCAGUACAAACAGGAGUGGGACAUGUUCAAGGUUCCAGGGGAGAAGGACCGGAAAGCGCUGCGCUGGGAGAUCAGGGAGCAGCUGGCCUACCAAGCUCCACCAGCGCGGCCACGGCGGGCCUACAUACCCAACUCCUACAUCGUCCCCACGGACAAAAAACGCUCGGCUCUGCGCUGGGAGGUCAGGAACGACCUCGCCAACGGACUGCUUCCGCCCAAACAAAACUACCGCUUUUAAAAACACACCCACCUUUUAUACUGUUUUUAUAAGCACAUGGUUUAUUUAUUCACACAAAUGUAUUAAAGACAUGACUGACACUGGAUUGUUUAAUUUAACAUGUUGGCGGGUCAAGGGAGGUCUGAGUAGGGCAUCUUGAAGGGGUACAGGGGGGUGUAGCGCUCGUCGUGCCACAGCAGCUUGCUCUCCAGGAAGCGCACGGCGGCCAGCGUCAGAACCACGGCCUCGUGUUUCAGCAUGCUGUGCACGUUCAGCCCUGAGGAGACACAAGUCAUGCAAACGUUGCACCAAGUGUUACCUUGCAUACACGUGCCGGUGUAGAACUAGGGCGAAACGUACCGAUGGCUGGGAUGAUGUUGACCGUCUUGAGGUUGGCGGUGGCCUGCAGAAGGUUUUCUGGAAGCUCGUCACAUCUGGGAGGACAGAAAAGUGCAUUCAUCUAGGAUCAAGCAGUCCUAUCCCUGCUUGCUGCAAAAUGAUUGUUCAGAACAAAUAGGAAGCGAAACGUUCCCCUCUGAGCCAGAUUUGAGAUUGUCUGCCAUCAGACAACCUGAGACAAGCUUUUUAUAGAACUCCAUCCCAUAAUGGAAUGUAGUUCAGUCUUUUGGGUGAUUUAACUCAUUGGAGGUUCUAGGUUUGAGCCCACAUCUGAAUCCUAGAGGGAGAUGCCCCAAUAUUCCCCCUCCCUGCUCUAAUGUAUCUGAUUCACUGUAAGAAAGAUUCAACUAUGAUGUUAAACCCCUGGUUGGAUCUGCUGAAAGAUUAGGACGUGGAAGUCUGGUACUCACGCGUCUACGAUGAGCAGCGACUGCCCCCAGUGUCUCUGUCUGAGGAGGUCCAGGAUGUACUGGGGGUCUGGUGUGGGCAGGUCCAGAGACUCCACCACGUAGAGAUAGUCCUGUAGGAGCCACCACACCGUGAGCAGAGCUGAAUUACUACCACUUCUCUGUAGUCCAGUUCACAUUAAGCAGACAUUUUGGAGUGAGGCUGGAAACAAUGGGAACAUAGCAUAAAUUCUGGGGUAGCAACAUAUGAUUCAAUUACUGCACCAAAAACUGUUUAGAGCUGCUAUCGGAAAGGUGAACUGAUCUGUGGAGGGCUUCAACCUAGAACCUCAGAAUGCCCUUACUACUAGACCCUAGAGGGGGCUGAUAAACACUUCAGCAGAAAGCAUAUGCUCAAUGACAUAAUAAAUCGUAAAACCAUGUGACAUUAAAAUAGAAAUGCUCACAGCAGCAGAGUUCAGACCGUGUCUUGUGCCAGAAUACAACCCUGAAUCACUGCUUUACCCACACUAGAGUCAUGCUACUAGCUAGCUCCUUACCUGAGCCAGCUUGGAGCUCAGCGCCACCUUGAGGCCCAUCACGCGCACCUUCAUGGGCAGCAUGUAGUAGUAG